Molecule: messenger RNA, 3942 nt
Organism: Vanderwaltozyma polyspora DSM 70294
Lineage: Eukaryota; Fungi; Ascomycota; Saccharomycetes; Saccharomycetales; Saccharomycetaceae
Gene: RTC1
Product: Rtc1p
Exons: 1
Coding region: 1-3942 (1313 amino acids)
Biological process (GO): positive regulation of TOR signaling
Molecular function (GO): protein binding
Source: RefSeq, a predicted model, not a curated record
AUGAGUAAUUAUAGCUGCCCUAGAACUCAUAAUAAGAGUAAUAUGAGUGGCAGAAAUGAGGUGAAGCCGAUAUCAUUUAGCAGGGGGUCUUUUCAAAUUCAUCAUUAUUCAAAUAGUAUACAUUCACCUUCUUUAGAUGGUUCACCACGUCAAAAUUUUUCACAAAAAUAUUCAUUUGGAAGUAUCAACAGUAGUAAUUCUAGUUAUGAUCGAAGUAGGGAUCCAUCCUCAGUAGAGCAACAAUUAAUGCGUGAAAAAUCACAAGCUCUGUUGAAGAGAAAAUCUUCUCCAAUGCCAAAAUCAUCCGGUUUAUUAUAUUCGACUCAUACAAACAAGGAACUUUCAAGCAUUGAUAAAAUUAAUGAUCCUUCAAGUAAUGCACUUAUUUGUGCAGGUAAGGCACAUUUAGGAUAUUAUAAAUUUUCUUCUAAUGAUAAUAAUAAAAUAACUUUGGUCCAUGAAUUUACCCAAGGAUUUUCUUCAGGAUCAAGCCAAUUGAAUUCAUUAAAUCCUAAUUUAAACAAGAGACGAAGACAAAUAAAAUUAAGCACCAUUGCUGAUGUAAAAUCUGGUUUCCAAAAAUAUAACAAUUACAUUGCAGUCUGUAACAAUUCCACCAUUAUAUCCAUAUAUGAUAUCAAUAAGAAUGAUAAUAUCGAUAAUCCAUUAGUAACAUCCUUUUCAGAACAUUCAAGAGCUGUGAACAGUUUUGAUUUUAAUAUGACACAGACAUCGUUACUGAUAAGUGGUGGUCAAGAUGGUCAAAUAAAGAUUUGGGAUUUAAGAUCUAAUUCAUUAUCAGGCUCCAACAAGCCUGACUUAAAUAUCAACGCUGCGUCAGAUUCAAUAAGAGAUGUAAAAUGGAUGCCAGGCUAUAAUUUUUCAUCAUUUAAUCAAUCAUACGAUGGUAAACAAACUGGUAAUUCUGAAUAUAAAUUUGCAUCAAUACAUGACUCUGGCUUAUUGCUAAAAUUUGAUAUCCGUCAACCAAAUCAAGUAGAAAAAAAGAUUAAUGCACAUACAGGUCCCGGAUUGUGUCUAAAUUGGCAUCCUAACCAAGAUUACAUUGCUACUGGUGGUAGAGAUGGGAAAUGUUGCAUUUGGUAUAUUGGUGAUGUCGUUAACGAUGCGCCAGUGACUUCUCUAGGAAGUAUGACGCCAAAUACAUUACACACUUCUAAUGUCAAUUAUUACCAGUCAAAUGCAACUAGUUUAGCAUUACCUGAGAUGACAAUAAAUACUGGUUUCCCAGUAACUAAAUUAAAAUUCAGACCUGCAUAUGAGAAGAAUGUAAUGGACUCGUUGCUUGCAAUAUCAUCAAUGGGCGAGGAAGCAGAGGUUAACAUUUAUUCACUUUGUAGAAAAUUUAUUCCUAAACAUGUCCUACUAACUACUUCUCCUUCCCAAGGUCUUGUUUGGUGGGACAAAAGUUUGAUUUUUAAUACGGAUAGGUCAAACAGAAUCAAUGGCUGGGACAUUGAUCUGGAACCUACUGUUUUAGAUAAUUUGCCCAAGGCCUUAGCCACUUGGAGAGACAUUGAUGGUAAUGGUUUGUUGGUAAUUGAUCAAGAUAGCGGUACAUAUACAGCAAAUGAGGAAUAUAUACCUCUUGUGUUUGACAAAAGAAGAAGACAAAGUCAUAGAUUGUUGAACCCAUCAAUUAAUGACAACAACUCAAUUACAAAAACAAAAUAUUUAGACUCAAUUAAGAAGGCCAAUAGUAAUACAAUUAUUUCUCCUACUUCUGUAGAAAAAACAGGAAAUAUAAAACAACCUAACCUACAUAGUAACAAAAGCAUUAUAGGGAUGACUUCGCCUAUGUACAUGACCCAAUUUAUGCCUCCAACAAAUAGCCCUUCUCCACUUAAUGAACCAUUAGAAUUUAAGGGCAUACAAUCUCCAUUAAUAGUUGCCCUUGAUUUCCCUCAUAUUCUAAAUAACAUGAGACUAUCAAAAAUUACUUCUAAAAAGCAUUUGUCAAAGUCAUCAGACAUUGCAGCAAUAAAGGAAUCGCCUAUUCAAGUUUUCCAAUAUCUUGCAAGAGAAUUAGAGUUUUCAUUUAGCAAAGAUCGAAAAUUAGACAGUAGAUCCUCAAUUAUAAAAAGGAAAAGCAUUUCUGAUGAUUCUGGAUCACAAGUUGACGUUAUUAAAAAAAUUGGAUUCACUGACACAACAAAAUGGACAAAUCUAAUUAAUAGAAAAACAGAUGGAGAAAUCGCUGAAAAAAGUUCUGAUAGAAUUUCAGCAUUAUCUACAUCAUCAGAAAGUAUUAAGAACGAUAUUGAUGAAAAAAGUGAACACUCCAAGAAUAAUGCAUAUUUAAAUUUGGAGAAAAAAUUAAGUCACGGAACCCAUGGAAUGCCAGAAGAUGCAAUUGAAGCUCAACACAAAGUUGAUAUACUGAUAGAAUUAGUAACGAUAUGUUCGCAUAAUGCUUCAGUCUAUUCUUAUAUCGAUGACGUUCCAAAUUUCAAAAUAUGGACACUUAUUAAAGAUUCGUUACUUUGGGAUUUAAAGGACAUAACAGGGAUUGAAGAGGCGAUUAACUCGAAUGACUCAAUAGAGAUUAAAGACAAAUUCCAGUACUUCGAAAACCUGGAUCAUGAGCGUGCAUUGAAAAACUCUUCUUCUCAAACACAAUUCAGUGAUAUUCCAAGUGAGAUUGAGUCAUUUGUUACAGAAAAUCCAGAAGCUUUGACAUCAGCUUCGUUGGAACUAGACAAUGACAUCGAAGAAGGGACAAAAGAAUCUAAGCGCCCAAUUUCCAAUUUACAGCAGCAGUUAAAAGCUGAAAACACAGCAGUUAUGGAUACGCCAAGUGAUGUGUUCGUAACUGCAACUACAGAUGGUGGCCAUUUUAGGGAUAAUUCAAAAGUUACAAGAGAUGAGAAUAAAAUUGAAACUAAUGAUAACACAAAUUUAUUGAAUAUCGGUAAGGUAAAUACAGAAAACGCUAUAAAAAUAGAUUCAGAAUCGGUCAUCGAAGAUGUUGCCCCUGGCUCUAAAUCUAUUGAAAUUCCUACACUUACAAGAGGAAGAACUAGAACAUCUUUUAUUGACACAUUUAUGACAAAUCCAUUGCACAAUAUGGAACGACCAGAUAGAUCGUUAUUACUGGCGCAAGAUAGUGCAGCUAGUCUAAAUGAUCAAAGUAGUCCUAUCAGUAAAGUGUCAUCCAUAAAAAGUAGUUCAAAUGUUCCACAUUCUCUAAAUAGUAUGAUUAAGCUAUCCCAAGGAAAAAUGCAUUCAAGAACUCGUUCUAUUGGGAAGUCUCCAAUCAAACUGUCAGGUUUUUUGUCACCAAAAGAAAGAAGUCUUUCGCUACCUUUGGAAAAUAUUUUAAAAAAAAACAAAUCUGCUGAAAAGGUUGCCCAUAACGAUCAGUUCAGGCCGCCAUGGGAAACUGGAAAAUUGUUGAAACAGUUAUUCAACCAAGCUGUGGAAACUGGGAAUAUUUUAUUAGCAAUAAAUAUUAUAACCUUAUUUCAAGAUCUCUACAAUAUUACUACCAUUGAUGUUGUGAAGAGUAGUUUGCUACAGUUUGUUGAAAUACUGCAUCGUUAUGAACUUUUUGAAAUAGCGACUGCCUUGUUGAAAUAUUGUUCGUGGAAUAAUAUACUUGAGGGCAAUGGAGGAAACUCUACAGUACAAUUAUUUUGUGACAAAUGUGGGAAACUGAUUGUAAAUGAAUUUUCUAAGACUAAUUUUAACGAAGAACUGAAAAGAACAGGGAAUAAGGACUCCAUGAAAAAAUUUGGUUACUGGUAUUGUGAUGCAUGUAAGAAGCCUAAUAGUUUAUGUGUAUUAUGUGAGAAACCCAUGAAGAAAUUGGUAAUGUGUGUUCUGGCAUGUGGUCAUGAAGGCCAUUUCCAAUGCUUAAGAGAUUGGUUUUUAAAUGAGGGGAUGAAUGAAUGUCCAGCAGGAGAUAUACAAGUAAUAUAA